UUGUCGGUUUCGUCCGGACAGAUCAGGAGACUUCGGCUCCGCUCGGAGGAACAGCACCGGACUGUAUGGUGGAGAACCGUUUAACAGAUUUACCUUUUUCUGGGGACCGGCUGUAUGAUUAAGCUACAAUCUUCAAUGAGUAAGCAUAUCCCACAGUUCUGUGGUGUUCUGGGUCACACAUUUAUGGAGUUUCUGAAGGGCAGUGGGGACUACUGCCAGGCUCAGCACGCUGCCUAUGCAGACGAGUGAACAGCCAAACUCGCCAUCGAUCCGACGCACUUGAGCCACAGGAGGGACCCCGGAAAGUUGGCAGGACCGGGACGCCUCCCAGAACCAGCGACAACUCGGCCUGGAUGGGGUAACUCCACCCGCUGCACACUGCCCUCGUCGGCUUCCGCCUGGCCAGAAUCAAGGUGGAACCAGCCUUGUUUUUUUUUUUUCUUCCUUUUCUUUUGUUUUAUUCCUGAGGGGAGGGUUUUCAGUUGCUUUUCUGAUUGUCCGACCUUUUUCGGCCGCCAACUUCCCAAAUUUCCCCGUUUGCCUGUCGCAGCCUUCGUUCGUUUUGUUUUUUAAGCCUUUGCCAACCUCGAAGAAGACCGGAGGAUUUUCGUUUCUGGGUUUCUGGAAGCUCGUUGGACAUUUGUGUUUGACAUUCCCUCCGAGUUUAACUAAGUGUUUACAUUAGUGUUUUUACUCUGUGGAAGACUUUUAGGUUUCGUUAUAUAUAUUUUUUUUUACGUUGUCACAAUGGCUCGAAUGAACAGACCGGCCCCUGUGGAGAUCACCUACAAAAACAUGAGGUUCCUCAUCACCCACAAUCCCACCAAUGCCACCCUGAACAAGUUCAUCGAGGAGCUGAAGAAAUACGGAGUCACCACCGUAGUGAGAGUUUGUGAGGCCACCUAUGAUGCCACCCUGGUGGUGAAAGAGGGAAUCCAGGUUCUGGAUUGGCCGUUCGAUGAUGGAGCCCCUCCCUCCAACCAGAUCGUGGAUGAUUGGCUGAACCUGCUGAAGCUGAAGUUCAGGGAGGAGCCCGGCUGCUGCAUCGCUGUCCACUGUGUGGCAGGACUGGGGAGAGCUCCUGUUCUGGUCGCACUCGCCUUGAUAGAAUGUGGGAUGAAAUACGAAGAUGCUGUCCAGUUCAUUCGACAGAAGCGUCGAGGAGCGUUCAACAGCAAGCAGCUGUUCUACCUGGAGAAAUAUCGUCCAAAGAUGCGCCUGCGCUUCAAAGAUUCCAACGGCCAUCGCAAUAACUGCUGCAUCCAGUAGAGCCAAGCCCUGAGCCACUCCAGCCCCCAACUACAGAAGAGUUCAAGUCAACCUUGCUAGCUUAUUACCUGGCAGGCUUGUUUUCUUAGUCAUUGUGUUGAAGUAUUUUUAUUUGGAAAACCAUGCGCGGUAAUUCAACCUAAUUCCCCUCUCCCUCUUCAGGUUCAAAAUCAAGUGUCAAAAAAAAAGGAAAAGAAAAACGAGUUGUGUGAACUGGGAUCAGUGUUUCUUCUUCAUGUGCCCGUUAAAAAGAAAUGAAUAAAAAAAAAAUGUAGGAAGGGCAGCGCUGAGUCGUGUGUCAUUGUAAGAUGUUGGAUUAAUUGUUUUUCUUCAUCCCAAAGAUUUUGAUUGGCCAGUGCGUUUAUAUUGUUUGAGAAUGUGCUGAGAAAAAAAAAAAGACGUUUCUAAUUUUGCGUGAGAAAUUAUUUCUCCCCUCCCCCGUUCAAUUUUAGGGUUCCGUGUCCCGACUGACUAGAAAGAGGUAUGCCUUCCGUGAAAUCAGAUGGUUCAUCCAUAAAUGCCUUACAAUCGAAGUGGAACAAAGGCAAUCGAGGUGGGAGUCGUCUCCCGCUGGCAUUUGGAAAAGGUUUCAUUUUUCUACUCGGAAUAAACAACAAAAAAAAAAAAAAAAA
Molecule: messenger RNA, 1901 nt
Organism: Toxotes jaculatrix (banded archerfish)
Lineage: Eukaryota; Metazoa; Chordata; Actinopteri; Toxotidae
Gene: ptp4a1
Product: protein tyrosine phosphatase 4A1
Exons: 6
Coding region: 748-1269 (173 amino acids)
Biological process (GO): protein dephosphorylation
Cellular component (GO): nucleus
Molecular function (GO): protein tyrosine phosphatase activity
Source: RefSeq, a predicted model, not a curated record